This is a messenger RNA of Ceratotherium simum simum (southern white rhinoceros), 2717 nucleotides long. It is a transcript of the gene EHD4, whose product is annotated as EH domain containing 4. Gene Ontology annotation, molecular function: calcium ion binding; GTP binding; protein binding. Gene Ontology annotation, cellular component: plasma membrane; cytoplasm. The record is from RefSeq and is a predicted model, not a curated record. Lineage: Eukaryota; Metazoa; Chordata; Mammalia; Perissodactyla; Rhinocerotidae. Gene Ontology annotation, biological process: endocytosis; endosomal transport.
GGGAGGGUCGAACCCGGAGCAGGGUCGGCGUGUGAAGCCGACGGGCGGACCGGCGGCGAGAUGUUCAGCUGGAUGGGGCGGCAGGCGGGCGGGCGCGAACGCGCAGGCGGCAUGGACGCCGUGCAGACGGUGACGGGCGGCCUGCGCUCGCUCUACCUGCGCAAGGUGCUGCCGCUGGAGGAGGCGUACCGCUUCCACGAGUUCCACUCGCCCGCGCUGGAGGACGCCGACUUCGAAAACAAGCCCAUGAUCCUCCUAGUGGGCCAGUACAGCACGGGCAAGACCACCUUCAUCAGAUACUUACUGGAGCAGGAUUUCCCAGGCAUGAGGAUUGGUCCAGAGCCCACCACCGAUUCCUUCAUCGCUGUGAUGUACGGGGAAACCGAGGGCAGCACCCCAGGGAAUGCUCUAGUUGUGGACCCCAAAAAGCCGUUUCGAAAGCUUAGUCGCUUUGGAAAUGCUUUCCUGAAUCGAUUCAUGUGCUCCCAGCUGCCCAAUCAGGUCCUGAAGAGUAUCAGCAUCAUCGACAGCCCCGGCAUCCUGUCCGGGGAGAAGCAGCGCAUCAGCCGAGGGUAUGAUUUCUGCCAGGUCCUGCAGUGGUUCGCUGAGCGGGUCGACAGGAUCAUCUUGCUCUUCGAUGCCCACAAACUGGACAUCUCGGAUGAGUUCUCGGAGGCCAUCAAGGCCUUCCGGGGCCAGGACGACAAGAUCCGCGUGGUGCUGAACAAGGCCGACCAAGUGGACACGCAGCAGCUGAUGCGAGUCUAUGGGGCCCUCAUGUGGUCUCUGGGCAAGGUCAUCAACACACCCGAGGUGCUGCGCGUCUACAUCGGCUCCUUCUGGGCGCAGCCCCUGCAGAACACUGACAAUCGCCGGCUCUUCGAGGCCGAGGCCCAGGACCUCUUCAGGGACAUCCAGAGCCUUCCCCAGAAGGCAGCGGUGCGCAAACUCAACGACCUCAUCAAGCGAGCGAGGCUGGCCAAGGUACAUGCCUACAUCAUCAGCCACCUGAAGAAGGAGAUGCCCAGUGUAUUUGGAAAGGAAAACAAGAAGAGAGAGCUUAUCAGCAGGUUGCCGGAAAUCUACAUUCAGCUACAGCGGGAAUACCAGAUUUCUGCAGGGGACUUCCCCGAGGUCAAGGCAAUGCAGGAACAGCUUGAGAUCUACGACUUCACCAAAUUCCACUCCCUGAAGCCCAAGCUGAUCGAGGCCGUGGACAACAUGCUGAGCAGUAAGAUCUCAUCGCUGAUGAGCCUCAUCAGCCAGGAGGAGAUGAGCAUGCCCACACAGCUCGUGCAGGGCGGCGCCUUCGACGGCACCGCCGAGGGCCCCUUCAACCAGGGCUACGGGGAGGGCGCCAAGGAGGGCGCCGACGAGGAGGAGUGGGUUGUGGCCAAAGACAAGCCCAUCUAUGACGAGCUCUUCUACACCCUGUCGCCCAUCAAUGGCAAGAUAUCGGGCGUCAACGCCAAGAAGGAGAUGGUGACCUCCAAGCUGCCCAACAGCGUCCUGGGCAAGAUCUGGAAGCUGGCCGACUGUGACUGCGACGGCAUGCUGGACGAGGAGGAGUUCGCGCUGGCCAAGCACCUCAUCAAGAUCAAGCUCGAUGGCUACGAGCUGCCCAACAGCCUUCCCCCCCACCUUGUGCCCCCCUCUCACAGGAAGUCCCUGCUGAAGGCCGACUGAGGGGCAGGACGCACACAGGGCAGGCAGUGGGGGGUGGGAAUCGGGGCACCUGGGCCUGAGGCCCACACUGCCACUGACUCAUUGAGUGACCCUGGGCAAGGCACUGCCCUCUCUGUGCCUCAGUUUCCCCAUCUGUAGAACGGGGAGGGCAGACACUGCACACUAGAUGAGGUCCUUUCACCUCUAAAGUUUCCUGAGUUUCUAUUAAAAUAUUGGGGAGAGGGGGUGGAUAAGGAGAUUGAAGGGUUGAGAAGAAAGAGAAAUUGACCAAAGAGUACUCAGAAGCCAGGGAGGCAGAGAUGUGGAGGUGGGCCUUGUGGAAUCCUAGAGCCACAGGGAGUGAGCUGGGGGCUCUCCUGGAGCAGUUGAGUCUGCUGGGCUUCCCUGGACCGCUCUUCACCAUGAACCUCUCUGUGCCUCAAAGGGCACUGGGAGGGAGCAAAGGUGAUCUUAUUCAUUUUGUUUCCUGCUAUAGUUAGAGUGGAAGAAAACAGAGCAGAGAGGGUUUCUGUUCUCCCCAAACUCUACCAAAGAGAAGAAGACUGCCGCCCUGGGUUUGAAAGGAGGACGCACUGUGUCUGUGUGCGCCCGUCCCUUCGGCAGGCUCGAGCAGAACGGGCAGCCCGGCCAGCAGAGAGCGUCUGUCCUGCACCCGCUGACCAGCCCUCCCAGGGCUCCCCCCACCCAGGGCCCUUCCAGCAAAGUUGUGUUUGGUUAGGAAUUUGGAACUCACAGCCUUUAUUAACACCUGACAAGAUUUCCAGUAUUCAAGUCAUGUUGAAAUCUGAAGAUUAGCUUUUCUUACUGGUCUGUCCAGUAAUACAUAGCAGAGUCUAUUUAUCAUACCUAAAUGACAGUAAGGAGAAGAGGUGGCUCUCCUCAGGCCUCAGUGUAGUUACAUGUCCCCAAGGCUCCUUGGUUGAUGGCAGGAUUUAAAUUCAGCAAAAAUAUGUCUUGGUGCGUGCCAUGUCCUGGGCCUGUGGACACAAAGGGGAAUGAGAGGCCAGCCUGCCCUGGGCUGUCAGAUAGAA